Molecule: messenger RNA, 1458 nt
Organism: Panicum virgatum (switchgrass)
Lineage: Eukaryota; Viridiplantae; Streptophyta; Magnoliopsida; Poales; Poaceae
Product: probable carboxylesterase 15
Exons: 1
Coding region: 40-1098 (352 amino acids)
Molecular function (GO): hydrolase activity
Source: RefSeq, a predicted model, not a curated record
GUCUUCCAAACUCUUCCCUACAACUAGCUCGCAAAAUUAAUGGACAUGCCAACCAUGCCCGCCGCCGGAGAUGCACCUCCGCCAGCCAAAGCCGUCGUGGAGGACAUCGACGGCUUCCUGCGCGUCCUCGACGACGGCACCGUUCUCCGGUCGUCGGAGGGACCCGAGUUCUGCCCGGCCACCUUCCCCGGCACCCACCCGUCAGUGCAAUGGAAGGAGGCCGUCUACGACAAGGCCAAGAACCUCCGCGUCCGCAUGUACAAGCCUUCGUCGUCUUCGUCGUCGUCGUCCACGGCGGCCGGGAAUAACGGGAAGAAGAAGCUGCCGGUGCUCGUCCACUUCCACGGCGGCGGCUUCUGUCUCGGGUCCUGCGCGUGGGCCAACGUGCACGCGUUCUGCCUCCGCCUCGCCGCCGACGCUGCCGCCGUCGUGCUCUCCGCGGGCUACCGCCUCGCGCCCGAGCACCGCCUCCCCGCGGCCUUCGACGACGGCGUCGCCUUCCUGCGCUGGCUCCGCGACCAGCAGUGCCCGGCCGCCGACGGCUGGCUCGCCGACGCCGCCGACUUCGGCCGCGUGUUCGUCACCGGCGACUCGGCCGGCGGCACCAUCGCGCACCACCUCGCCGUGCGCGCCGGCGCCGGCGAGCUCGACCUCGGCCUCGGCCCUGCCACCGUCAAAGUCCGAGGCUACGUCCUUCUGAUGCCGUUCUUCGGCGGCGCCCGGCGGACGCGGUCGGAGGCCGAGUGCCCCGGCGAGGAGCUGCUGAACCUGGACCUGUUCGACCGGCUCUGGCGGCUGUCGCUGCCGGCCGGGGCCACCAGGGACCAUCCGGCGGCGAACCCGUUCGGCCCGGACAGCCCCGACCUGGGCGCGGUGGACCUCCGGCCGGUCCUUGUGGUCGCCGGCGGCCUCGACAUGCUGCGCGACCGCGCCGCCGACUACGCGGAGAGGUUGGCGGCGAUGGGUAAGCCCGUGGAGCUCGUGGAGUUCGCCGGCCAGCCGCACGGGUUCUACACGCUCGACCCGGGGUCCGACGCCACCGGCGAGCUGAUCGCCGUCGUUAGCCGAUUCGUACGCAGCCGCCUGGCGAAUGCUUGAGCUUGAUCGAUUUGCCCGCUCGGUGCAUGCAUGUCAUGUGUCAUGUACUAAAGCUCGGGCAUCAACGUUCGUGCAUGUAUGCUGCACACCUGUGCUACAUGCAUGUAUCUGCGCUUCUCGCGUGAAACGUGUGCUCCAGGUCAGGUUCUGACCCUACCACGUGUCAGCCUGCGAGGAGCCCAGAUCGGUAGCUUAGUCAAAAUUGUGUCCACGUGUUUUGCCGCUUGUGUCCACGUGUCAGUCAUGCUUACUACUCAUGCCUGCUUGUCCAAUAUGUGUAUGGAGUGGUGUAGGUUUUAUACUACUCCAUUGAAGUGAAAGCAGGAGCUCCGUAUGAGUUACUCUCUCGGUUCUUUUUUA